CUCUCUUACUUGACUGAUUCUACUAUUGUAAACAUACAUCUAGUGAAGGAAGAAAAGAAAUGGCAGAAAGAACAACAACUGGAUGGGCUGUAAGAGAUUCAUCUGGAGUUCUAGCACCAUAUAGUUACACUCUCAGGAAGACUGGAGUUGAAGAUGUAUACAUCAAAGUACUCUAUUGUGGAAUCUGCCACACUGAUCUUCACCAGGCCAAAAAUGAUUUCGGCAUGACCAAUUACCCCAUGGUCCCUGGCCAUGAAGUUGUCGGUCAAGUCUUGGAGGUUGGAUCCAAUGUCACCAAAUACCAUACAGGUCAGAUAAUCGGAGUUGGUUACAUCAUCGACUGUUGCCGACAGUGUAAACCCUGCAUAACUGAAGAAGAACAAUACUGCAAGAAGAAGAUCUUAACCUUCAAUGAUUUCCACCCUGAUGGAACACCAACCCGAGGUGGAUUUUCCCACCACAUGGUUGUUGAUCAAAAGUUCGUGGUAAAGAUACCGGAUGGGAUGGAGGGUUACCAGGUAGCCCCUCUACUAUGUGCCGGAGUGACAGUGUACAGUCCACUGAGUCACUUCGGUCUGAAAAAAAGUGGGUUGAGAGGGGGGAUAGCGGGACUUGGAGGAUUGGGUCAUAUGGGUGUGAAGAUUGCUAAGGCUUUAGGUCAUCAUGUGACAGUGAUAAGUUCAUCAGAGAAGAAGAGGCAGGAAGCGAUUGAACAUCUUGGUGCAGAUGAUUACCUGGUUAGCUCAGACACAACUCGGUUGAAAGAGGCUGCCGAGUCAUUGGAUUACAUUAUUGAUACGGUCCCUGCCUUUCAUCAGAUACAUCCUUAUCUUUCUCUCUUGGCCCAUGAUGGAAAGUUGAUAUUGAUUGGUGUAGUUGGAAAACCACUUGAGUUUUACUCUCCCCAUCUCAUUUCUGAGAGGAAAAGCAUAGUGGGAACAUUGGUGGGGAGCAUGAAGGAGGCUGAGGAGAUGUUGGAACUAUGUAAAGAGAAAGAUGUGACAUCAAUGGUUGAAGUUGUUAAAUUGGACUAUGUCAAUACAGCUCUUGAGAGGUUAGAGAAGAACGAUGUCCGUUAUCGAUUUGUCAUUGAUGUUGCAGGCAGUGUGGACCAACCAUAAGACUUGGAUGUCACUUAUUUGUUGGGUAUGGGCUGUGGACCAAUCCACCUUUAAUAAUUUGGCUCAUGUAACCUAAUUUAAAUGAGAAUAAAUGGUUUGAUGUAUCUAUCAACAAGGACUUAUGAUGAUAUUAUUUGGAAACUUGUCCUUAAUUUAUCAUUUGGGUCAUUAAUCUAUGUUUACUUUUUUGUUUCUACAUUUAUCUUUGUUUUAUUAUGUAAGAGUUUGGCAUGACUGUUUCAUUUCCUUUGGAUUACUUGUACAAUAUGACUGUAUAAUGGGAUUUGAAGAGUUGUACCAUUGAUGUAUUUUUAUUCAUAAGAUUUAUCUUCUC
Impatiens glandulifera is the source of this 1455-nucleotide messenger RNA. Its product is annotated as probable cinnamyl alcohol dehydrogenase 1. Gene Ontology annotation, biological process: lignin biosynthetic process. The record is from RefSeq and is a predicted model, not a curated record. Gene Ontology annotation, molecular function: zinc ion binding; cinnamyl-alcohol dehydrogenase activity. Bases 60 to 1121 code for a protein of 353 amino acids. NCBI's taxonomy places the organism in Eukaryota, Viridiplantae, Streptophyta, Magnoliopsida, Ericales, Balsaminaceae. The transcript is spliced from 4 exons.